This is a messenger RNA of Pollicipes pollicipes, 1264 nucleotides long. RefSeq names its product RNA polymerase II-associated factor 1-like protein antimeros (gene atms). NCBI's taxonomy places the organism in Eukaryota, Metazoa, Arthropoda, Thecostraca, Pollicipedomorpha, Pollicipedidae. The record is from RefSeq and is a predicted model, not a curated record. Gene Ontology annotation, molecular function: chromatin binding; RNA polymerase II complex binding. Gene Ontology annotation, cellular component: Cdc73/Paf1 complex. Gene Ontology annotation, biological process: transcription elongation by RNA polymerase II.
UGUCAUCUUUAUUGCUUGGUUUCCCCCUCUGAGCGCCAUUGCGCUUUCAGUUAGUCUAUUGACAUGUGAAAAUAGCCUUGAAAUAUAUUGACUGGUUUCCAUGGAAUCCUCCUAAAUUAUGCUGCAUUCUCUUUUGCCAUAGCCCUCAAAUUAUGCACUGCAUAUACUGGUCAGACCUCUUUUGCCAUUAAUGUUAUGUUCAGCUAUCAGCUUAGUAUUCCAACAAGAACUGGUGCGUUCCGUGUCUAGUGAGGAGGUGUUCAGGAAUAGCCAAACAGACCUAAUUUCAAUCCAUCAUGCCACCAACCGUGCAGAGUGGCAAGCCGCAACCAAAACACCCUCACACUGUUGAGAGGAGGUCAGAAUUGGUCUGUGGUGUGAAAUAUUGCAAUACACUACCAGACAUUCCAUUUGAUCCCAAGUUUAUCAACUACCCUUUUGAGGGCAACAGGUACGUGGCUUACAACCCGACGUCGCUGGAGCGCAACUACAAGCAUGAGCUGCUGACGGAGCACGACCUGGGCGUGACGAUCGACCUGAUCGAUCCGGAUCGGUACGCGGCAGAUCCAGGCGGCGAGCUCGAUCCGGCCGACGAGCGGCUGCUCGAGGAGGACUCGCUAGCGCCGCAGGACUUCAAACGGUCGCGCCACCAUGCCAAGAACGUGUCCUGGCUGCGCCGGACCGAGUACAUCUCGACAGAGCUCACCCGGUUCCAGCCGACAACCAUGGACAAGAUUGAGUCCAAGGUCGGCUUCAGCAUCAAGAAGCAAAUGGCGGACAACAUGUACAUGGACCGGGACUCUCAGAUUGCUGCCAUCGAGAAGACGUUUGAGGACGUGAAGAAGCCAGUGCUGAAGCACUAUAGCAAACCCGGGGUCACCGCCGUCGCCGAGAUGCCCGUCUUCCCCGACUUCGACCUUUGGAAGUUCCCAUGCGCCCAGGUCAUCUUCGACUCUGACCCGGCGCCGCAGGACAUCCCGGCCGCCGAGCAGGUCGAGGUCAUGUCGCAGGCUAUGAUCAGGGGUGUGAUGGACGAAUUUGAGGAGCAGUUUGUCGCAUACUUCCUUCCGACUGAAGAGACACUGGUCAAAAGGAAAGAAGAUGUUGAAGCUGGUGACGAAUACAGGGAUGACAUGGAGUACGACUACGUCAUGCAUCGCGAGUACAACUGGAACGUGAAGAACAAGGCCUCCAAGGGGUACGAGGAAAACUACUUCUUCAUCACCCGGAAUGACAAGGUCUUCUACAACGAGUUGGAAACCAG